Corchorus capsularis is the source of this 4044-nucleotide messenger RNA. Lineage: Eukaryota; Viridiplantae; Streptophyta; Magnoliopsida; Malvales; Malvaceae. The record is from the annotation of a GenBank genome assembly.
AUGCCACCAAGAAAAGCUGCCGGUCGAGGUCGUGGACGAGGGCGAGGGCGUCCCCCAUUACAAAGGGUCCCUCCCCUGUUGCACGCAAAUCCUGAGGAAGAAUCCUCUGUGCAUUCUACCCCCAGUGAGGAUAAUGGGGGCAAUGAUGACUUACCAUCACCGCCGCAAGGGCAACAGGUGCCACCUCCACCUUGUCCCCCUUAUGACGCAUUUAUGGAUUGGCAGCAGAGAUAUGGGGCCCAAGUUCCACCAUUCGGGGCCCAAGUUCCACCUUAUGGGGCUGCCCAACCUUCAGCUGGUUUUGGGUACCAGUUUCCUCCUCCCCCAACUAAUUUUACUUCUGGUACUGCUUUCGGUGGUCCUACUCCACUUUCUAAAAUUUUAAAGGAAGUGAGAAAUUUAGGGGUUGACACUUUUGUGGGUACAAAGGAUGCUAUUAAAGCCAAAGAUUGGUUGGAUUCUGUCACUAGUGCUUUUGAGGAUAUGAAUCUUGUGGAGCCUCAACGAGUGAAAAUAGCAUCGAGAUUGCUAGAUGAAGAAGCAAAGGCUUGGUGGGUCAGUGUAAAGGACCGUACACAGGGGGGAGUAACCUGGGAGAUGUUCGUAUCAGAAUUUCAUAAAGAAUAUAACUCCAGAAAUAUGCCCACAGGUUGUUUGACUGAGGAGUUGUUGCGUACCCGAUUUGCUAGCGGGUUGAAUGUUGAGCUGCAGUCUUCUAUAGCUUCACUGAUUACAGAUGAAUCAAGGAUUGUGCCAUACAAUCAUUUAGUUGAUACGGCCAAGCAAGCAGAGUUAGUGGCAGAGGCAGCUCGAAAGACAAAACAGAAAUCUGGGUUUUCAGUAGAAUUUUUAAGGGAAAGGGCAAGAGACAUGAUACAGACUCUACAUUUGAGCCAUCAUCGAAAAAGAGCCGUAGUUCAGACUCCUCUGGUGGGGCGUCGCUUGGUAGCUCUGUUGGUUCCCCACAAGCCUCUCGUUUUGGCAAGUCCGCUAAGGGGACUAGCUACAAUAAUCAAUCUACAAAGAAAAGAAAUGUUUGAUCACCUUCGUAAGGAUUGCCCGCGUGUUCAGGGCACUCAGAGUCAAGCCGGUCAGGGUGGCCGAAUCUUUAAUACCCGUCAACAUACUAUUGCUGCCCACAUAGCCUCUGAUAGAGGAAUUUCUGAGUCGGGGUCCAACACUCGGGGCAGAGUUCAGACCCGACUCUACACUAUGACACGUACUGUUGUACUAUUCCGGAAUUAUGCGAGAGCUUUGAUUGAUACUGGGUCAGAGCACUCGUACGUAAGCUAUGGGUUCGCUCAGUAUGCCAAUGUACCAUUGUCUCCGCUAAUCCCACAAUUAAUUGUUCAAACGCCAUUCUUAGAGAGCUUGCUAAAGACAAAUGUGUUUAAAGAUUGUGAUUUGCUUGUGGGUAAUGUGGUGUUUGAAGCGGAUCUCAUUCCAUUGGAGAUUUAUGAUUUUGAUGUGAUUUUGGGAAUGGAUUGGUUGAGCAGGCAUGGUGCCCAAAUUGAUUGCCAAACCAAGACCUUGAUGUUAAAGAAACCUGACUACCCGGUGAUUGAAUUUCCAGGUGAGUUAAAUGUUUUGAAGACUCGCCUCAUUUCGGCUGUCAAGGCUAGGAAAUUAAUAAGUAAAGGGUGUUUGACUUUUCUAGCCCAUGUUAAAGAUUUGUCACUCCCUAGUGAAGAUUGUAGUAACAUUCCAGUGGUGAAUGAAUUUUUUGAUGUUUUUCCGGAUGAGUUGCCGGGUUUGCCUCCAGAUAGGGAGUUUGACUUUGCCAUUGAUGUUGUGCCUGGCACGAACCCAAUUUCUAUUCCGCCAUAUAGAAUGGCACCUGCUGAGUUGAGGGAAUUGAAGAUUCAGUUACAAGAACUGUUGGAUAAGGGCUUUAUUAGACCGACGGCUUUCAUGGACUUGAUGAACCGAAUUUUUAAUCCGUAUCUAGACAAGUUUGUGAUUGUGUUCAUCGAUGAUAUAUUGGUGUACUCUGCAAAUGAAUAUGAACACGCCCAGCACCUUCGCAUAGUUCUCCAGAUUUUGCGGGAACAUCGGUUGUAUGCGAAGUUAUCCAAGUGUGAGUUUUGGCUUACCCAAGUUGCUUUUCUAGGGCAUAUUGUUUCCAAGGAUGGAAUAUGCGUGGAUCCAGCUAAAAUUGAAGCUAUUUUGAAUUGGGAGAGUCCGAGAACUGUUACGGAAAUUAGAAGUUUCCUUGGUUUAGCAGGGUAUUACAGGCGGUUCGUGGAAGGUUUCUCUCUGAUUGCUGCACCGCUUACACGGUUGACUCGGAAAGGAGUACCGUUUGAGGGUUAUGUUGUGUAUAGCGAUGCUUCUCAGCAAGGCUUGGGGUGUGUACUCAUGCAAGAUGAUAAGAAGGAGUUGAACUUAAGACAAAGGAGAUGGUUGGAACUGAUUAAGGAUUAUGAUCUUGUUAUUGACUAUCAUCCGGGUAAGGCCAAUGUUGUAGCAGAUGCUUUGAGUCGGAAGUCAUCCACCACCCUGGCUAGAAUCAACUCUUACCUUCCUCAACUAGUUGGGAUUCGCUCUGUGGGAGCAAACCUUAUUGGUGGCUAUCAGGGGACCCUCCUAGCUAGGUUCGAGGUUCGGCCGACCUUGGUGGAUCAAGUUAGGGAUUCACAAGAAGUGGAUGAAAAACUAAGUGCAGAAUUGGAGAAAUUGUACUUGGGGAUGCCUAGUGAGUAUUCUCUUCGAGAUGAUGGAGUUUUACAAAAACUUGGCAGAGUGUGUGUACCGGACAAUGAGGAGUUGAAACAGGCAGUCUUAGAGGAGGCUCAUUCCUCGGCUUAUGCUUUGCACCCAGGAAGCACUAAAAUGUACAGGACAAUCCGUGAAAGCUAUUGGUGGUCGGGUAUGAAGAAGGACAUUGCGGAGUUUGUAUCCCGGUGUUUGGUAUGUCAACAAGUGAAGGCCGAACAUCAGAAGCCCGCUGGGACCCUACAACCAUUACCGAUACCGGAAUGGAAGUGGGAACAUAUUACUAUGGAUUUCAUUUCUGGGUUGCCGAGAACUCGUCAUGGUCAUGAUGCCAUUUGGGUGAUUGUGGAUCGGCUUACUAAGUCUGCACAUUUUCUCCCGGUGCGAAUUACGUUUAGCACCGAGAGGUUAGCUAGACUUUACGUGGCCGAAAUUGUUCGACUGCAUGGUGUGCCUGUUUCUAUAGUGUCGGAUCGAGAUCCCAGAUUUACAUCUCGAUUUUGGCCUAAGUUACAAUACGCCAUGGGGACAAGGCUAAAAUUUAGCACUGCUUUUCAUCCCCAAACUAAUGGUCAGUCUGAAAGGACUAUUCAGACAUUGGAAGACAUGUUUCGGGCUUGUAUACUAGAGUUUCAAGGUAGUUGGGAUGACUAUGUGGCUUUAGCGGAGUUUGCAUACAACAAUAGCUAUCAAGCUAGUAUUGGCAUGGCUCCGUAUGAAGUACUUUAUGGGCGGAACUGUAGAACUCCAGUAUGUUGGGAUGAAGUGGGAGAACGGAAGUUGUUUAACAUUGAGUUGAUUGAUGAUAUGGUCGAGAAGGUGAAAAUGAUUCGAGACCGCCUUAAAGUAGCACAAGAUCGGCAAAAGAGUUACGCCGAUCACAGACGGAGAGAUCUAGAGUUCAGAGUUGGUGAUGCAGUUUUCUUGAAAGUCUCCCCAUGGAAAGGUGUGAUUCGGUUUCGCAAGGGUGGAAAGCUCGCUCCUCGUUACAUUGGACCAUUCGAGAUUGUAGAGCGGAUUGGUCCAGUGGCUUAUAGACUAAACUUGCCCUCGGAGCUUGGGCGUAUCCACGAUGUUUUCCAUGUGUCUAUGUUGAGGAAGUACGUUCCAGAUCCAUCUCAUUUUUUACAAGCGUUGCCGGUUGAACUAGAUGAAAAGUUGAAUUUUGAAGUGCAACCCGUUGAAAUUUUGGACCGACAAAUGAAAAACCUUCGAAAUAAGCAAGUUUCGAUUGUGAAAGUUCUUUGGAGGAGUCAAGCAGUUGAAGAGAUGACUUGGGAGCCUGAGGAAGCUAUGCGCAAGCAAUAUCCGCACCUUUUUGGUUAUUAA